GGUCAGUUCUGGGUGGUCUGAUGGACCUGCAGGCACUGUCCAGAGGAGUGCAGCAGCAGCAUCACAACUUGAACCGGACCAGGACCAGGAGGGCCCGGGCCCGACGCCAGGCCCACGAGGAACAUGAGCUGUUCAACAUGGAGGUUCUACUGGGGGUGGACUCCUCCGUGGUCCACUUCCAUGGCAGAGAGAACAUCCAGAAGUACCUCCUCACCCUCAUGAACAUAGUAAGUACCAUAUACUGCAUUACACUACACUACACUACAUAACACUACACUACAUAACACUACACUACGCUACACUACAUAACACUACACUGCAUAACACUACACUACACUACACUACAUAACACUACACUACAUAACACUACACUACGCUACACUACAUAACACUACACUGCAUAACACUACACUACGCUACACUACAUAACACUACACUACAUAACACUACACUACAUAACACUACACUACGCUACACUACAUAACACUACACUGCAUAACACUACACUACGCUACACUACAUAACACUACACUACGCUACACUACAUAACACUACACUGCAUAACACUACACUACGCUACACUACAUAACACUACACUGCAUAACACUACACUACACUAUGCUACACUACACUACAUAAGACUACACUACAUAACACUACACUACAUAACACUACACUACGAUACACUACGCUACACUACACUACAUAAGACUACACUACAUAACACUACACUACACUUAACAACACUACGCUACACUACACUACACAACAUUACACUACACUACACUACAUAACACUAUACUAUACUAUAGUAUACUACACUACACUACACAACAUUACAAUACACAACACUACACUACGUAACACUAUACUAUACUACACUACACUACAUAACACUAUACUACAUAACACUAAACUACACUACAUAACACAACACUACAUUACACUACAUAACACUACACUACAUAACACAACACAACACAACACUACACUACACUACACUACACUACACAACACUACACUACACUACAUAACACUACACUACACUACAUAACAUUGUACUCCUGAGUGGCGCAGUGGUCUAAGGCACUGCAUCGCAGUGCUAACUGUGCCACUAGAGAUCCUGGUUCGAAUCCAGGCUCUGUCGCAGCCGGCCGCGACCGGGAGACUCAUGGGCGGCGCACAAUCGGCCCAGGGUAGGGGAGGGAAUGGCCGGCAGGGAUGUAGCUCAGUUGAUAGAGCAUGGCGUUUGCAACGCCAGGGUUGUGGGUUCGAUUCCCACGGGGGGCCAGUAUAAAAAAAAAGAUGUAUUCACUAACUGUAAGUCGCUCUGGAUAAGAGCGUCUGCUAAAUGACUAAAAUGUAAAUGUAAUAACACAACACUACAUUACACUACACUACAUUACACUCCAUUUCCACCUCUGAGGUGAUUUUUUUCUGCCACAAAAUCGUUCUCCAACCUGUGCUUCACGUUUCCAUGUGUUUCAUGUGUUUUCCCCUUUUUAAUAUUAGCCUUUUCCACCACCCAUUUCUCCUCAGAUGAAUGUACAGUAGAUCCUGUGUGAGACCUUGUAGCAUUAUUAAUUUUAUUAUAAUGAUUUUCUAGCACUCUGGCCUCUCCGGCUUCAAUCAGCCAGCUACCUAGCUAGUGAAUACGAGCUAACAGAAUCAGCCAGCUACCUGGCCAGUGAAUACAAGCUAACAGAAUCAGCCAGCUACCUGGCCAGUGAAUACGAGCUAAUAGAAUCAGCCAGCUACCUAGCCAGUAAAUACGAGCUAACAGAAUCAGCCAGCUACCUGGCCAGUGAAUACGAGCUAACAGAAUCAGCCAGCUACCUGGCCAGUGAAUACGGGCUAACAGAAUCAGCCAGCUACCUAGCUCGUGAAUACGAGCUAACAGAAUAAGCUAGCUACCUGGCCAGUGAAUACGAGCUAACAUAAUCAGCCAGCUACUUAGCCAGUGAAUAUGAGCUAACAUAAUCAGCCAGCUACCUAGUUAGUGAUUACGAGCUAGCAGAAUCAGCCAGCUACCUAGUUAGUGAAUACGAGCUAACAGAAUCAGCCAGCUACCUAGCUAGUGAAUACGAGCUAACAGAAUCCAGCCCAAGCCCUCCGGUGGGUCAGGACAGGGGCCGGUGCUAAUGAGGGCCCUGCUGCAAGGGUUAUUAACACAGGAUUGGUGAUGGGGUGGGGGGCAUGGGCAGGGGGCAGAUCCAGGAAGAGAUAUGGAGAGAGGAGGGGAGGAAUGAAACGGGGGACGGGAGAUUCGUGUGAGAGGAACAUAGAGAGACGGGUGUGAUGGGAGUCUUGUAAAUACUGAUCAUAUGAUUAUUUUAUUUUGCCAAGGGAGGAAAUGGCUUCACAGCUGUAUCUGUAACAGCAGGCCUUUACUAUUUCUCUUGAUUCAGUAGAGUACUAUUCACUCUGCAUGAAUUGGAAAGCUUCAUGACAGCUCAUUUUCUAGAAAUAUCAGCGGUGAAAUCUUAUAUGAAAAACAAGAUCAAAUGCACGGCCCAGAAACACACUGUAGGACAGUUUUGUUAUUCCUCAUUGAGAGGAGUCAUUUAGCCGUAACAUGUUAUCCACUGAAGCAGAGGAAGAGGUUGAAUCCAACAAAAUCAAUUCUCACUUAAAACGGUGCACCCAGAAAUCAUGUUGCUCUGCCUGACAGUGGUGACCGUUCAGUGACCCCCACUCAGGUCAACAGAAAUAUUAUGAGACAGACAGACAGACAGACAGACAGACAGACAGACAGACAGACAGGCAGGCAGGCAGGCAGGCAGACAGACAGACAGACAGACAAACAGAGUUAUUAUAGAUGCCUAUAGUCAGUGUUAUAGAUCAUUAUAAAGGGUGUUAUAAAGCAUGUACUUCAUAGAAAGUGUUAUUAAAAACAUUAGCCAACUCCAGUUCAUUCUGAAUGCUGCAGCACUUGUGCUAGCUAAGACCAGAAAGAGAGUACCCAUACCACCCGUUUUAAAGUCCCUGUAUUGGUUGCCUGUUAGUUUUAUAGUUGAUUUUAAAAUUGCUUUAAUUAUUUUUUAAAGCAUUACAUGGCCUUGAACCGGAAUACAUGUCUGAUAUAUUUUUAACAUACGUGCUUGGUCGGUCCCUCUGAUCUUCUGGCACUGGUCUUUUAGUCGUUCCGAAGGUCCGAACCAAAACUUUUGGUGAGGCUGCUUUCAGUCACUAUGGUCCUGGUCUUUGGUGAGGCUGCUUUCAGUCACUAUGGUCCUGGUUUUUUAGGCUGCUUUCAGUCACUAUGGUCCUGGACUUUGAGGCUGCUUUCAGUCACUAUGGUCCUGGACUUUGAGGCUGCUUUCAGUCACUAUGGUCCUGUUUUUUUUGGCUGCUUUCAGUCACUAUGGUCCUGGACUUUGAGGCUGCUUUCAGUCACUAUGGUCCUGGUUUUUGAGGCUGCUUUCAGUCACUAUGGUCCUGGACUUUGAGGCUGCUUUCAGUCACUAUGGUCCUGGUUUUUGAGGCUGCUUUCAGUCACUAUGGUCCUGGACUUUGAGGCUGCUUUCAGUCACUAUGGUCCUGGUUUUUGAGGCUGCUUUCAGUCACUAUGGUCCUGGUUUUUUAGGCUGCUUUCAGUCACUAUGGUCCUGGACUUUGAGGCUGCUUUCAGUCACUAUGGUCCUGGUUUUUGAGGCUGCUUUCAGUCACUAUGGUCCUGGACUUUGAGGCUGCUUUCAGUCACUAUGGUCCUGGUCUUUGGAACAGCCUGCCAGAUGAUCUUAGGGCCCUCAUUAAAAUGCAAAUCAAUUUAUAACAUUUUUGACAUGCGUUUUAUUUAAUUUUUUUGUUGUUAUUCUGUCUCUCACUGUUCAAAUAAACCUACCAUUAAAAUUAUAGAUUGGUCAUUUCUUUGUCAGUGGGCAAACGUACAAAAUCAGCAGGGGAUCAAAUACUUUUUUCCCUCACUGUAUUGUGUUUUUAUCUUUCUCAACUUGUAUUAUUUUAUUUGUUAAGCACUUUGAAAUGCAUCCUCUGUUAGGAAUUUGCUGUAUAAAUAAAGUUUGAUUUGCAGACAUUCAGACAGACAGACAGGCUCAGGUGCAGCUGGCCCCGCCCAUCAGGAGUGAGUUGCCCAGCCCCGGGCCCCAGGAGGUUUCUACCAAGGACAUAUUCUGAAGGUUGCUUAGCAACUUAUGUAGAAGAAGAGGAGAGAGAGCUAGAGAGCAUGAGGGAGACAGGCAGUGUUCUCCUGACUGGUGACUGGUGACUGGUCCUUAACGGCUCUGAUAGACUCCCUUUGGAGUCUUGUGCAUUGGUGCCAAUUCAACUGCAUUCAAUUGCAUAAUACAUAGAGGAUUCAGUGUAUCAGGUAUCUGAACUCCAACGCAAAUUCUAUAAUAUUGUCAUUUUAGUCUUUGUCAAGAAACCCUGUAAUGGCUCAUUGUAAAAUCGUAAGAUGGCUGCCACAUGUGUAAUAGAUUCAAUCUGAUAUGAUAAUACAGCUAAAGAUUUUCCUUCAGAGUUGGUUUUUGCAUUAUCCCAUUUUUUUCUCUCCUCCAUCCCUCGAGUCCUCUCUCUCUUCUUCUCUCCCUCUUCUCUCGUCUCGCUCCCUGCUCCUCCUCCGCGCGCUCUCUUCUCUCUCUCUCUCUCUCUCUCUUCUCUCUCUCUCUCUCUCUCUCUCUCUCUCUCUCUCUCUCUCUCUCUCUCUCUCUCUCUCUCUCUCACGCUUUCUCUAUCUCUCUGUCUCCAUCCACCUCUGUCUCCCACUGUCAAACUCCCAAGCUGUUUCAUGGAACUCAAAUUUUCAACAAAAAUAAUCCCUUUUUGUCAGUCAGUCUGUCAGUGUGUCAAUCUGUCAGUCAGUUAGUCUGUCUGUUUGUCUGUCUGUCUGUCAGUUAGUCAGUCUGUUGGUGUGUCAGUCUGUCAGUCUGUCAGUCAGUCAAUGUGUCAGUCAGUCUGUCAGUCAGUCAGUCAGUCAGUGUGUGUCUGUCAGUCUGUCAGUCAGUCAGUGUGUCAGUCAGUCAGUGUGUCAGUCAGUUUGUCAGUCAGUCUGUCAGUCUGUCUGUCAGUCAGUCAGUCAGUCAGUGUGUCAGUCAGUCAGUCAGUGUGUCAGUCAGUCAGUCAGUGUGUCAGUCAGUCAGUGUGUCAGUCAGUCAGUCAGUGUGUCCGUCAGUCUGUCUGUCUGUCAGUCAGUCAGUCUGUCUGUCAGUCAGUCAGUCAGUCAGUGUGUCAGUCUGUCAGUCAGUCAGUGUGUCAGUCAGUCAGUGUGUCAGUCUGUCAGUCAGUGUGUCAGUCAGUGUGUCAGUCAGUCAGUCAGUCUGUCUGUCUGUCAGUCAGUGUGUCAGCCUGUGUGUCAGUCAGUCAGUCAGUCUGUCAGUCAGUCAGUCGGUGUGUCAGUCAGUCAGUCAGUCAGUCAGUGUGUCAGUCUGUGUGUCAGUCAGUCAGUCAGUCAGUGUGUCAGUCAGUCAGUCAGUCAGUCAGUCAGUCAGUGUGUCAGUCAGUGUGUCAGUCAGUCAGUCAGUCAGUGUGUCAGUCAGUCAGUCAGUCAGUCAGUCAGUCAGUGUGUCAGUCAGUGUGUCAGUCAGUCAGUCAGUGUGUCAGUCAGUGUGUCAGUCAGUCAGUGUGUCAGUCAGUCAGUCAGUCUCUAUCUGCUCCCUGUUGUCCUCUCCUGGCCUCAUUAGAGCAGUCUAUCUAUCUGACAGGGGACUGCCCUCCCUCUAUACCUCUACAUCUCUCUCUCACACACAGAUAACUCCUCGCUCUCCCUGCACUGUGUUGUGGGCCUCCUCCCCAGGGGCCCUGGCCUGGACAGGAAGAUGAGUAAGUGAAUAAUGAGACAGAGACUUAGGUGUGACAGACAGACAGAGAGACAGACAGACAGAGAGACAGGCAGGCAGGGAGACAGACAGACAGACAGAGACAGACAGACAGACAGAGAGACAGGCAGGCAGGGAGACAGACAGACAGACAGAGAGACAGGCAGGCAGAGAGACAGGCAGGCAGAUAUUGAUAUCACUUGUUAAAUCCACUUCAAUCAGUGUAGAUGAAGGGGAGGAGACAGGUUAAAGAAGGAUUUUUAAGCCUUGAGACAAUUGAGACAUGGAUUGUUUAUGUGUGCCAUUUAGAGGGGGAAUGGGCAAGACAAAAUAUUUGAACGGGGUAUGGUAGAAGGUGCCAGGCCAGGCGCACCGGUUUGUGUCAAGAACUGCAACGCCGCUGGGUUUUUCACGCUCAACAGUUUCCUGUGUGUAUCAAGAAUGGGCCACCACCCAAAGGACAUCCAGCCAACUUGACACAACUGUGGGAAGCAUUGGAAUCAACAUGGGCCAGCAUCCCUGUGGAACGCUUUCGACACCUUGUAGAGUCCAUGCCUCGAUGAUUUGAGGCUGUUCUGAGGGCAAAAGUGGGUGCAACUAGGGCUGUUGCGGUAACCGUAGUACCGCCACACCGGCGGUCACGAGUCAUGAAGGCAGUCAAAUUCCACAUGACCGUUUAGUCACGGUAAUUAGGCUUCUCCAAGCUCUGAUGCUGCUGCUGGUCAUUAGUAGCCUACCAAACUUGCUAACUGCCUGGUAGUCAGCACUCUAUUGUCCCUCUAAUCACUCUGACAUCAAUGCAAAUGUAAUCGAAAAUCUAAUCGAACAUUUCAUGAGAGCCCAUGAGCUCAUGUUGUGCAACAUUUCUAUAGGCUAUGCAACUGCAGGAGAAAACAGAGUGAUGGCCUCUAGCUUUCUAUAGGCUAGGUCUACUAUAUUUAUUUCUCAACAUUUCUAAUAUUAAGCACAUUGCUUCUCUGGCUGGCAUGAAAAUGAACCACGGGAAAAGCAUCCUUCAUUUGCUUAUUAAGUGCAUAGAUGACAUUUUUUCCCGCUGCCCCUGUUUCGAUACAGGUACAUGAUAAUGGUCCAUUCUAAAUCAAAACAAAUUUCACACAUAUAUUAUUUAGUAUAUGUAAAGGCAAGAUUAAAUCAAGAAUAGUCUGAUGGGUGACAAUAUUAGCCUAUCACUUGUGAAUUAUAUAUUAUCACUUGUGAAUGAUGCCCAACAUAAAAAACAAUGCCGUUUUUUUCCGACUUUUUGAAUCAGGUUAAAGGUUAAAGAAGGACACCUCAUGUAGCCUAGCCCAUAGGCCUAUAUGUUUUGAUAAAUUGGCCAAAUAACUUCUUAAAAUUAAGCACAUGAAUCCACUUUACAAGGGGUGUAGAGCCUAACUUAAGCAGAGCGUGAGUUUCAAGUUUGGGGAAGAUAAUUUUCACCAUAACAAUGCACCUUUAUAAUAAAAGCAUUACAUGCAUAAUUGCGUUUGCGGUCACUUUUGAUAAUGGUGUUUUCCUGUUUAUGGAACAUUCCUGCUUAUAGCCUACUGCCAUGUGUGCAUUGCUGUGCUUAUAAUGUGAAGAAAUAGCCUAAUAGUUUAUUAACAUUUUAAGCUAAACGUUCUGAUCUGUUGCGUCAGCCACAUUGCGUAAAAAAGUUUGAUGCUAGUGGUUGUAUUAAUUUGGGAUCUAUCGCAUCCCACAACUGUCCCAGACUGAUUUGGAAUAUUUAUUUAUUGCACAGAAUAGAAUUGGUCGACUUCUGUACUAUGGGGGAUAGUUAAUUGACGUAGGCUAGUGCUUUUACUGUUCGUUAGGCCUACUCAUCUUGUUGGCUGACGAAAAGUGAAUGUGGACAGUUCUUCCAAUAUCUUCAAUAUGCACCUCGGAAUUGGAUAAGGACACGCGCAGUUGCGUCCCCGAUGUGUCUGUCUUCACUUGUAGCCUGUAUGAAAGAUCCGAUCAGGUGAUGGAGAGCCAUGUGAGUGAGAGAUGCUUCAGUGUGCGCAGCAUUCAGAGAGAAGGGCACAACGCAGCACUCCGGGCCAAGGGCACAACGGCCACUGGCCGCAAAAGGCAUGGAUCUAUUUAGGGUGCUUUACGGACACAAAGAGGGGAUGCCGCCGUGAAAUUCGAGGCAUUAUCAAGUGCUUGUCAAAUUGUAAAUGAGAGACUGAUGAAGUGUGUACAGCCUGCGCAAAAAACACCAAAGCAGAGCUCAUGCCUUUCAAGUGACUUUUUUCAAAUCAUCAUUAGAGUCGCAUCAUGCAGCCUUACAAUGUAUUAAAAAUCAAAACAUAUUGCCCAAUGUUUGUAGAACAACUAAAGUUACAUUAAUAACUUUAAAUUAAGCAUAUAGGAGGACCUAUUUCUUUGUUAACCGCUCAACACAGAAUAGCCGCAUGUGCGCACUCCCUCAAAUUGUUUGGAGAAAAUAUCCUUUACGUUUUAUUCAGCUUUGUUCAAUUGCUUUGUUCAAUUCCGUGGCAUUAUUUUUUAUUCUAAGCAAAUCUUGUCUGCUAAAUGAACUAGUGUAGCCCACAGCCAUUUGGCAUAGCCAGAUCAGGACCUAACAUCCAAUCAAAUCAAAUCACAUACACAUAUUUAGCAGAUGUUAUUGCGUGUGUAGUGAAAUUCUACACCCGCAACAAAAGGACAACUCAGAGUAUCUAUUAUGUUCUUCUGAAAUAGACUACAUUUUCUUCAUAUCAUGCUUCUUUAGACCUGUCUAAAAUACAUAAUGGAUUUAUUGUGAAGGUGUAGGCUAUAUUACAUGGAUUUAUUAAACUUUUUAAAAUGUGGAUGUUCCAAAAGUCUGCAUCAGUGGCUUGUAGGCUAUGUGUGGAAGCUAGGAGAUUCCCAAUGUGUUUGUUAAUUAACGGUAAAUUACUGUGAGACCGACAGUUAUUUGCUUGAAAUCACCGGCUGACGAAAUUUCGUGACCGCCACAGCCCUAGGUGCAACUCAAUAUUAGUGUUCCCAAUGUUUUGUACCCUAAGUGUAUGUGUGGAGACGUUUUGAAUAGGACCUCCUCUCAGAGAGAGAGACACAUUUAUAUGACAUUACAAGAAGAGCCUUUCUGGGGAAGAGGUGCAUUUCUGGGGAAGAGGUGCAUUUCUAGAAAGAGGAGCAUUUCUGGGGAAGAGGUGUAUUUCUAGAAAGAGGAGCGAGGUGCAUUUCUAGAAAGAGGAGCAUUUCUGGGGAAGAGGUGUAUUUCUAGAAAGAGGAGCGAGGUGUAUUUCUAGAAAGAGGAGCAUUUCUGGGGAAGAGGUGCAUUUCUAGAAAGAGGAGCAUUUCUGGGGAAGAGGUGCUUUUCUAGAAAGAGGAGCAUUUCUGGGGAAGAGGUGCAUUUUCUGGGGUGCCAAUUAAUGAGGCAUUGAUAAAAUUCCAACAUAUCAAUGUCAGAUGGAGACGUACCAGGGUCCCGUUAACCGUCUUCUCCUGCACUAUAUAUUUUACAUUUACAUUUUAGUCAUUUAGCAGACGCUCUUAUCCAGAGCGACUUACAGGAGCAAUUAGGGUUAAGUGCCUUGCUUAAGGGCACAUCGACAGAUUUUUUCACCUAGUCGGCUCGGGGAUUAGAACCAGCGACCUUUCGAUUACUGGCACAACGCUCUUACCCACUAAGCUACCUGCCGCCCCGGCCUCUCUCAAAUACGUCAGGCAGGUGAUAUGCAUUCCAAAUGUCCAUGUUUCUGGUAUUAAUGCCAACUCUAGAAUGUAUUUCUAGCCAAUCAGAAACGAGUAUUCAACAAUUCUGUGGUAUAAGAUCAUGUACUGUAUAGUCAGGCCACAUGUGUCUAUUUGUCUGUCUGUCUGUCUCUGCAGGUGAAUGAGAUUUACCAAGAUGGUACCCUGGGUGCCCACAUCAAUGUGGUUCUGGUCCGGAUCAUCAUGUUGUGUCCUGCCAAGGUAAGCAGAUGUAACCUGUAGGAGAUAGACUGAUCCCCAUGUCAGAAUCCUCCUGUACUCUGGGAUUGGGGUGGGGCUCUGUUGGAGCAUAGGGGUUUGGUGUGGGGGUUGAUGUGGUAGGAGGUCAGUUUGUGUUGUUGUGUUGUGCCCUCUCCUUGUCUGUCUGUUAAACGUUUAAAAUGGCAAAUAAUAAAAAAAAAAAAUUAUAUAUAUAAAAUAAAAAUAAAUCCACCUAUACUAUAUCUACUUUUGGUAACAGUGCAUUUAAUUGUAAAACCCUGUUACUACAGUGAGGGAAAACAAUAUUUGAUCCCCUGCUGAUUUUGUACGUUUGCCCACUGACAAAGACAUGAUCAGUCUAUAAUUUUAAUGGUAGGUUUAUUUGAACAGUGAGAGACAGAAUAACAACAACAAAAAUCCAGAAAAACACAUGUCAAAAAUGUUAUAAAUUGAUUUGCAUUUUAAUGAGGGAAUUUAAGAGUACCACCUACUUGCUAGCAGGAUGUGCCAGGAAUACUUUGGGGGAAAAGCCCUUUCAAUGCACUGCAGACAUACUGGGAAAUAUACAAAUAUGUUGUCAACAUCCACUUAUAGAGUUUGUAAGAAGGGACUGAGGUGAUGUGGUGACAGUUAGUCCUUUCCUGAGGUGAUGUGGUGACAGUUAGUCCUUUCCUGAAGUGAUGUGUUGACAGUUAGUCCUUUCCUGAGGUGAUGUGGUGACAGUUAGUCCUUUCCUGAGGUGAUGUGGUGACAGUUAGUCCUUUCCUGAGGUGAUGUGGGGAUAGUUCGUCCUUUCCUGAGGUGAUGUGGUGACAGUUAGUCCUUUCCUGAGGUGAUGUGGUGACAGUUAGUCCUUUCCUGAGGUGAAGUGGUGACAGUUAGUCCUUUCCUGAGGUGAUGUGGGGACAGUUCGUCCUUUCCUGAGGUGAUGGGGUGACAGUUAGUCCUUUCCUGAGGUGAUGUGGUGACAGUUAGUCCUUUCCUGAGGUGAUGUGGUGACAGUUAGUCCUUUCCUGAGGUGAGUGGGUGACAGUUGUCCUUUCCUGGUGAUGGGGUGACAGUUAGUCCUUUCCUGAGGUGAUGUGGGGACAGUUAGUCCUUUCCUGAGGUGAUGUGGUGACAGUUAGUCCUUUCCUGAGGUGAUGGGGUGACAGUUGGUCCUUUCCUAAGGUGAUGUGGUGACAGUUAGUCCUUUCCUAAGGUGAUGUGGUGACAGUUAGUCCUUUCCUGAGGUGAUGGGGGGACAGUUAGUCUUCUGAGGUGAGGGACGUUGUCCUUUCCUGAAGGUGGGGAAUUGUUUUCAAGGGGGGGGACAGUUAGCCCGGGAGGGGACGUUCCUUUCCUGAGGUGAUGUGGGUGACAGUUGGUCCUUUCCUGAAGGUGAUGUGGUGACAGUUAGUCCUUUCCUGAGGUGAUGGGUGACAGUUAGUCCUUUCCUGAGGUGAUGGGGGGACAGUUAGGUCCUUUCCUCAGGUGAUGGGGUGACAGUUGGUCCUUUCCUAAGGUGAUGUGGUGACAGUUAGUCGUUUCCUAAGGUGAUGUGGUGACAGUUAGUCCUUUCCUGUAUUGGCUCCAGUCUAUGAGUCUGAUAGAGCUGGGGAACCCGUCUCAGAGUCUGGAGAACGUAUGUCGCUGGGCCUUCCUGCAGCAGAAGGAAGACAGGAAUGAUGCAGAGUACCAUGACCACGCCAUCUUCCUCACCAGACAGGAGUUUGGCCCCUCCGGCAUGCAAGGUACUGGACAUACUUAUUAAUGUGCUCUCAUACAAUAUACACAUCAGGUGUGUGGAUACAGAAUACAACCCUUUUCUAAUUCGCGCCGUGCGCUCUAGGAGACCUCGAAGCUCUCGAGAAGAGAGUACUCCGCAGGUCUACUCCGCGCUCUGACACUAUAGCUCGUAUCGCUAGAGCGCUCGCUCUCUAUAUCUAUCUCUCUCUCUCUCGCUCUCUCUCUCUCUCUCUCUCUCUAUCUCGCCUCUCUCCCUCUCUCUCUCUAUUCGCUCUCUCUCUCUCUCUCCUCACUCUCUCCCUCCUCUCUCCUGCUUCAUCAGGGCUUAAUUGGCUAUGGUCUCGAAUCACUGUCUCUCACAUUUUCUUCUCCCUUUUCUUCCUAUCAUCAUCAAGGGUUAUGGAUGGGAAACAUGUUUACUGCAAAGACAAAAAAAACAAAACAAGAACAACAACGACAAACAAAGCGAAUUAAACAGAACAAAGACAUUAAGAGUAAACAUUAUACUUUCUCUUUCUCGUUCUCUUUCUCUCUCUCGUUGCAUAGGUUACGCUCCCGUGACGGGUAUGUGCCACCCAGUGCGGAGCUGCACUCUCAACCACGAGGACGGCUUCUCCUCUGCCUUCGUGGUGGCACACGAGACUGGACACGUGUGAGACACUUAUACACACACCGUUCAACACACAGUAUACCCAAACACAUGUAUUACUACAGUUAGAUGCAUUUACAUUUUGUAGGUUAACAAGAAACUCUAUUGAAAAUGAAUACAGCACACAGUACACAUGCAUGCAUACUCCCAGACUACUGUUUAUUUGACGCAAUCCUGUCCUCCCCUGUCAGGCUGGGUAUGGAGCAUGAUGGCCCCCCUGGUAAUGAGUGUGGUGACGAGGUGCCCAUGGGCAGCAUCAUGGCCCCUCUGGUGCAGGCUGCUUUCCAUCGCUUCCACUGGUCCCGAUGCAGUCAGGCGGAGCUCAACAAGUACCUGAAGUGAGUCCAGAUCAAUCCUGAUCUCUCACCUCUCUCUGGUCCCACAGUCAGGACAUACACAUCUCUACCCCCAGAUAACAUGGCUUUAUGUUGUCUAAUGGUUUUCUACAGAUUAGAUGAGGUUAAUUAGGGAGGGAGGGAGGUUUCUGUGUGUGUAUUGCAGCCGUGUGGCUCAUCCCUUAUGGCAGGGGUUUCAAACAUCGAAACUGUGUAGAAAUGAUAAUGGACCUAUGUUCAUACAGAUCUUGACUGUUCAGCUCGCUAGUAAUCACUGUGCACAGUCAAUGGACCUACAUUCAUAGAGUUUCUUGAUUGUCCAGCUCGCCAAUAAUCACUAGACAGUCAAAGAGCAUCGAAAAUUAAAAAACAAAAAAAGAUGGAUAGAGAACAGUUUUUUGCAAAUUUGACAAUUUCUGACACCCCUGCCUUAUGGGAUUACAGUGUGAAACACUGAAAUCUAAACCAAACCCUUCAACUCCAAUUAAUAUGUUUUCCUCCCACAGCUCGUAUGACUGUCUCCGUGACGACCCCUUCGACCAUGACUGGCCGGCGUUGCCACAGUUACCAGGGAUCCACUACUCCAUGGACGAGCAGUGUCGCUUUGACUUUGGCGCCGGCUACACCAUGUGCAAGGCGGUGAGUCCUUCCUCAACCUCACAGCCAUAUGUACCCGUAUGCCCAACAAGCUGACCAGUCGCCACACCAGCAGUGUCUAGUGCUGCUACCAAUUUAAUUGAAUAUCUAUCCCUUAGAAAGGCCACCAUCUGGGCCCAAUCCAACAGAGCCUGAGCUUCACACAAGCGUCUCUCUAAUGACCAUCCUCCUUGACUUCCUCCUUCACCACUUUGACUAGGUCAGAGUUAGCCAUAAAACGGGAUACCAUCUUAGCUUUUAAGGCAUCCAGGGGAACAAAUAUGAUUUUUAUGAACUCAUGAGUUAAAGGCAGGCUGUCUUGAUCUGUUGGUGCAGCAUGACCUGAGUUAAGGCAGGCUGACUCGAUCUGUUGGUGCAGUAUGACCUGAGUUCAAAGCAGGCUGACUCGAUCUGUUGGUGCAGUAUGACCUGAGUUCAAAGCAGGCUGACUCGAUCUGUUGGUGCAGUAUGACCUGAGUUAAAAGCAGAUAUGUUGGUGCAGUAUGACCUCUUUAGAUGAAAAAGAAGAAAUACAAAACAAUGCUGAAGUUUAAUUGUCCCUCUCUGAAGAGGAAAACCACAUUUCAGAGUCAGUUAUAUUGAAAUGUUUUUCAUUGUUUAGUUUCAAGAAGGCUGAACUAUUUGGAGAGAUGGUUUUUGUUUGAUGUGGAAAGAAGAAAAUGAAAACAGCUGUAACAGCGGGUUUCUGGAUCACAUUCUGGAGUAAAUUGGAGGGAGUGCCUAUUGGACACUUUGCUUCACUUUCUUGUCAAACUAUUUCCUUAGCUGCGAAGGGCGGCCCGUUCAGCAAAGCAGGUAAGGGAUCAACCUAGGUCAGACAAGACUGUGUCCAUAACUUCUUUGUUGAAUGUUGUCCACAAACCAUGUAGCUGUUAAGGUGUCUGCCAGGGUGUUUAACCAUGUCACUGUCUAGUCUUUGUGACAUUAAUGUAUUUUGUGUCGAUCAGGGCUAAUAUAUUAUGCAUCUGGUGGACUGUAAGGUGACGUAUUUUACAGAUCUGUCUUCAUGUGUAUACACACACACACACACACACACACACAUCACACACACACACACACACACACACACCCACACACACACACCACACACACCACACACACACACACAAACACACACACACACACACACACACACGUCACACACACACACACACACACACACACACACACACACACACACACACACACACACACACACACACGUAAACAUGCCUCCAUGAUGUUUUCCAUGUCCUUAGGGUCAGGUAACAUGUAUGUUCUCACACAGGUUGUUAUUUUGAUUGAUGGUAUUGGAGUAAGCAAAGAUGGGGUGAUUUUAACAUUUUAAGUCUAAAUCACUGUAGUUAAGACGUGACUCGUGAAACAUACUCCUGCGAAUGUAUCUGACUGUACUGUGCUGUGAGUAAUCUCUCGUGGACAGACUAUGUGUCACGCCCUGGCUCUGGGGACUCUUAUAUGUUGAGCCAGGGUGUGUAGGGUCUAUGUUUUGUGUUCUAUGUUCAGUUUCUAGUUCAUGUGUUUUCUAUGUUGGCCGGGGUGGUUCUCAAUCAGAGGCAACGAGAAUCAGCUGUUGCUUGUUGUCUCUGAUUGGGAACCAUACUUAGGCAGCCUGUUGUGCACUUGUGUUUUGUGGGAUCUUGUUCCGUGUUGGUUUGUGUUGUUAACCGAGGACUUCACGUUUCGUUUGGUUGUUUUGUAUUUUGUAUCGUGUUGCCAGUACACUAUUAAAAAGAUGUACGCAUAUCACGCUGCGCCUUGGUCCAAUCAUUAUGACGAUCGUGACAGAAGAUCCCACCAAAACAGGACCAAGCAGCGUUUCCAGGAGCAAAUGCCGGGUAAGGAGCUGGAGAGGUUGGCGAUGGCCCAGGUGGGCCAAUGGUGGUCCUGGGAGGAUAUGUUCGCGGGCAAAGGGCCAUGGGCUAAAGUUAAAGCCCUGGCGAUAGAGGAGGUACGGCGCCAACAGUGUCGUCGUCGGACAGGCGAGAGGCAACCCCAAUACAUUUUUUGGGGGGGGCACACGGCAUGGACGACGGGGCUGCUGGAGGCAGCUACAGGGCGAGAUUGUGGACUAGGAAAGAAGGCCACCAGGUUACGGGGGCCAUUGGUCAUUGGAGGGAAGGAGAGUGUAGAGGCACGGCGAGAGGUACUGAGGUGUGUUACCAGUCCGGUCCGGCCCGUUCCUGAUCCCUGCACAAGGCCAGUGGUGUGUGUUCCCAGUACGGUCCGGCCUGUUCCUGUCCCUCGUACCAAGCCUGUGAUGCACGUCGCCAGCCCGGUCCGGCCUGUUCCUGCCCCUCGCACCAAGCCUGUGAUGCGCGUCGCCAGCCCGGCCCGGCCUGUUCCUUCCCCUCGCACCAAGCCAAUGGUGCGCGUCGCCAGCCCGGCCCGGCCUGUUCCUGCCCCUCGCACCAAGCCAAUGGUGCGCGUCGCCAGCCCUGGCCCGCCUUGUUCCUGCCCCUCGCAUCAAGCCAAUGGUGCGCAGUCGCCAGCCCGGUCCGGCCUGUUCCUGCCCCUCGCACCAAGCCAAUGGUGCGCGUCGCCAGCACCGGACCGGCUGUUCAUGCACCUCGCACCAAGCCAAUUGGUGCGCGUCGCCAGCCCGGCCCGGCCUGUUCCAUGCUCCCUGCACCAAGCCAGUGGUGCGCGUCGCCACCCGGCCCGGCCUGUUCCUGCCCCUCGCACACCAAGCCAAUGGUGCGCGUCGCCAGCCCGGCCCCGCCUGUUCCUGUCCCUCGCACCAAGCCAAUGGUGCGCGUCGCCAGCCCGGCCCGGCCUGUACCUGCUCCCCGCACCAGGCAGUGGUGCGCUUCGUCAGCCCGGUCCGGCCCUGUUCCUGCUCCCGCACCAAGCCUGGUGUCGUGUCAGCGGCCCGCUGGUCUGUCCCGCACAAGCCCGGUGGUGCGCUCGUCAGCCCGGUCCGGCCUGUUCCUGCUCCCCGCACCAAGCCUGUGGUGCGCGUCGGCAGCCCGGUCCGGCCCGUUCCUGCUCCCCGCACCAAGCCAGUGGUGCGCGACGUCAGCCCGGUCCGGCCCGUUCCUGCUCCCCGCACCAAGCCAGUGGUGCGCGACGUCAGCCCGGUCCGGCCCGUUCCUGCUCCCCGCACCAAGCCAGUGGUGCGCGUCGCCAGCCCGGUCCGGCCCGUUCCUGCUCUCCGCACCAAGCCUGUGGUGCGCGUCGUCAGUCCGGCACAGCCCGUGCCUGUUUCACCGGUGCCUGGUCAGGUAUCGGUCAGCUGCUCCACACCGGAGCCUAAGCAAUCCGCUCCACCGAUGUCCAGUCCAGCUCCAGCCAGCGGGACCAGACCAGGGGCGCUACGGGGGGGUUGUUAGAGGGUGGUGUUCACGCCCGGAGCCGGAUCCGCCUCCGAGGAGAAAUGCCCACCCGGCCCCUCCCCUGUUGGGUUUAUGUUGGCGCGGUCGCAGUCCGCGCCUUUGGGGGGGGGGGUACUGUCACGCCCUGGCUCUGGGGACUCUUAUAUGUUGAGCCAGGGUGUGUAGGGUCUAUGUUUUGUGUUCUAUGUUCAGUUUCUAGUUCAUGUGUUUUCUAUGUUGGCCGGGGUGGUUCUCAAUCAGAGGCAACGAGAAUCAGCUGUUGCUUGUUGUCUCUGAUUGGGAACCAUACUUAGGCAGCCUGUUGUGCACUUGUGUUUUGUGGGAUCUUGUUCCGUGUUGGUUUGUGUUGUUAACCGAGGACUUCACGUUUCGUUUGGUUGUUUUGUAUCGUGUUGCCAGUACACUAUUAAAAAGAUGUACGCAUAUCACGCUGCGCCUUGGUCCAAUCAUUAUGACGAUCGUGACACUAUGUAAAAAAAAAAUGGUGGUUUUGGUGCAUCAGAUUUGACAUGUUCAAUGUCUUGGUGCAUCAGAUUUGACCACAUGUUCUAUGUCUUGGUGCAUCAAAUUUGACCACAUGUUCUAUGUCUUGUGCAUCAGAUUUGACCGUUCAAUGUUUGGGCAUCGAUUUGACAGUUUAAUGUCUUGGUUGCAUCAGAUUUGACCACAUGUUUAAUGUCUUGGUGAUCAGAUUUGACACUGUUAAUGUCUUGGUGCAUCAGAUUUGACACGUUUAAUGUCUUGGUGCAUCAGAUUUGACCAGUUCAAUGUCUUGGUGCAUCAGAUUUGACCACGUUCAAUGUCUUGGUGCAUCAGAUUUGACCACGUUCAAUGUCUUGGUGCAUCAGAUUUGCACAUGUUAAUGUCUUGGUGCAUCAGAGUUUGACACGUUAAUGUCUUGGUGCAUCAGAUUUGACCACAUGUUUAAUGUCUUGGUGCAUCAGAUUUGACCACGUUCAAUGUCUUGGUGCAUCAGAUUUGACCACGUUUAAUGUCUUGGUGCAUCAGAUUUGACCACAUGUUUAAUGUCUUGUUGAAUGGCCUUGGUAAUGUUUGUACUUCACAAAAUGUAAAUAUUAACAUAGACGUCCUUAAUGACAGUAUUAAUUAUUGUUCUGAGUAAACCAUAUCUUGUUUAAGCUUACAACUAUUCACAAUAUUAGAGAUGCAUUGGACAGGUAUCGUAUUCAGUGAAUUCCACCAACGACAAUGUUGGACGGUUGUGUACAUACACUAUAGUUUGUUUUCUUGGUUGACAUGUUAUCUGCAUCUGAGAGAGAGCAUGAAUCUGUUUCUUUUAGUACGGCACCUACGACCCCUGCAAGCAGCUCUGGUGCAGUCACCCAGACAACCCGUUCUUCUGCAAAACCAAGAAGGGUCCGCCCAUCGACGGCACUAAGUGUGCACCAGGGAAAGUAAGAAAGGUUCCUCUUUACAUGCUAGUGCUUUGCUACAAUGUUGUGUCAACAUAUGCAGUGACAACUCUCUUCCUUUCUCUCUCUCUCCCUCUCUCUCCUCUCUCUCUCUCUCUCUCUCUCUCUCUCUCUCUCUCUCUUCCUUCUCUCCUCUCUCCUCUCUCUCUUCCUCUCUUUCCCUCUCUUUCAGCACUGCUUCAAGGGUUACUGCAUCAAGUUGACCCCAGACAUUCUGAGGCAGGAUGGUGCCUGGGGCCAGUGGAGUAACUUUGGCUCCUGCUCUCGCACCUGUGGGGGUGGUGUGCGCUUCCGGACCCGUCAGUGUGACAACCCAAUGUGAGUACAGCACAAGACGAUAGGAAGGCAUCUGUAAUGUCUCAAAUGUAAAGGAACUCCCGCUGUCUCUCUCCUUUGCCCUAACUCAGCCCUGCCAAUGGAGGACGCACCUGCUAUGGCAACAGCUAUGAGUUCCAGCUGUGCAACCUAGAGGAGUGCUCCAAGCCCUUGGUUGACUUCAGGGAGGAGCAGUGCAAGAUGUGGGAGCCCUACUUUGAGUAUGACAACACCAAGCACCACUGGCUGCCCUAUGAGCAUCCUGACAGUAAGUCCACAGCGCUGACUGGCUGGGAGUCAAAAUGCAUUGAAAAAGGGACCAGAGAAACGUUCAUUCAGACUGACGUUAGCCCUAUUCUUAAAAAUGGGGACUGUGUUAUAGCAUAACUACCACUGUCUUGACUGUCCCAUACGUUAAAUACAUUGUGAAUAGCAUCGUUUAAGCAAGUACACUCACAAAAUUGACACAAUAUGUUCGACAUGCAAAACAUAAGACCCAACUAUUUGCCAUAUUUUUACACUUAGAAGCUGAAUAUAAUAAGAGUUGGAUAUUCUCCAUCCUAUCACCUCUCCACUUUGAUUAGUACUUUUUGUGCAUGUUGUUCCCUCUGGACUGUCCAGAGAUUGGACCAGUAAGGAUAGGAGGUUUAUAAUGCCCUCACAGCAGCUGUUACCACUCAGGCCAGAUGUGUUUUUUACUCAGAAGUUGGCUUGGAGGUUCUGUUGAGGCAGAGAGAGGAAAAAGUGUAGACCACUGCUCUCAUUUUUCCGUUGUGAGGCCAGGACUUCCAUGCCAAACCAUUAUAAAACUCUGAAGUUACAUAAGCAAAACAGACAGCUUAGCUUUAGGUGGAGAGUAGGGGGAGGAGGAGGAGGAGGAGGAGGGAGGGGGAGGAGGAGGAGGAGGAGGAGGAGAGUUAGGGGGAGGAGGAGGAGGAGGAGGAGGAGGAGGAGGAGGAGAGUAGGGGGAGGAGGAGGAGGAGGAGGAGGAGAGUAGGGGGAGGAGGAGGAGAGUAGGGGGGGAGGAGGAAAGUAGGGGGAGGAGGAUGAGGAGGAGGACGAGGAGGAGGAGUGUUUGGAGGAGGGGGGGGGAAGAGGAGGAGGAGGAGGAGGAGGAGGAGCAUAGGCAUCUGGCUGUACUGACAUCCACACUACUUCACAUGGCUUCACAGUGUAUUACCCAGUAGCUCAAGUCUCAUUACCAUAAUGAUUUUUCUGAGUGGGAUCAGAAGAGUAAACCUGGGUUUUGGGGACUGAUUGGUUUACUGGGAAAUCUGAGAGGCCCGGCUCAAACAGACACACAGACAGCACUGCUGGUACACACACACACACAGGCAGGCCAACGCCACAUGUCGAGGGAACGUUGGUUUGAAGAAGGACACAUGGAAAUGUCAUUACUCAGGAAUCUCCUGCUUUCCUCCACGGGGGAAGAUUAUUGCUUUUUUUGAUUCGCUUUAUUAAUGAAGGUUCUCUUUACUCCCUGACUCUUCCACUACUGUGUUGUUAUAGUCAUACAUGUGUAUCAUCAUGACUAAAGAAUGCAGACAUAGUAUAAUUAAUCGAUAAAGCACGAGGGGGUGUGGUAUAUGGCCAAUAUACCACGGCGAAGGGCUGUUUUUAUGGACGACGCAACGCGGAGUACCUGGAUACAGCCCUUACCCGUGGUAUAUUGGCCAUAUACCACAAACCCAGAGGUGACUUAUUGCUGUUAUAAACUGGUUACCAACGUAAUUAGAGCAGUAAAAAUAAAUGUUUUGUCAUACCCGUGGUAAACCACGGCUUUCAGAACAAUCAGCAUUCAGGGUUCGAACCACCCAGUUUAUAAUAUAGAAUUCAAAAUACUGUUUGUUCAGAUGGUUUCAUUUGUGCUAGUGGGGAAUGGACAGGAAUACGGCCACAACUGUUUCCACAGUUUACCAUGCAAGGGACUCAAGUGAAGUCAUGCAUCUCUCUCUAGAACAAGACAUACCGUUACUACCUUAAUGAAAGCCUGUUCGAAAGGUUAACACAGGUGUCAAAGAAAGCUGAAGGCUACUGUACUGUAUGACCCCCCCCCCCCCUCCCCCCGCUCCUCUGCUCUCUGUACUGUAGUUGAUGAGAGAUGCCAACUCUACUGCCAGUCCAAGGAGACAGGAGACGUGGUGGCCAUGAACAGGAUGGUUCACGAUGGCACACGCUGCUCCUACAAAGACUCCUACAGUAUCUGUGUGCGGGGAGACUGUGAGGUAGGCAUCGCCCAGGUCUUAUGGCCUGUAUCCAGAAGUCAUGCAUGAAGGCAUGAAGGAACAUUAUCCUCCUCAUUAAAUAUUACCAUAAACAUUACAUUGUCUUAUACAAUCUGCUGCUACUGGCUAGUUCCUCUGGUAGUUAGGCCUGUUUUCCAUAUAGGUUUGAUAAACUGUUUAUCAUACUGAUGAGAACCCCUGCACCCACAUGCAUAUUCAGUCACGCACUCUCUCUCUCUCUCUCAAUUAAAUUAAAUUAAAAUGUCAAUUGAAUGGCUUUAUUGGCAUGGGAAACGUAUGUUAACAUUGCCAAAGCAAGUGAAGUAGAUAGUAAACAAAAGUGAAAUAAACAAUAAAUAUUAACAGUAAACAUUACACUCAGAAGUUCCAAAAGAAUAAAGACAUUUCAAAUGUCAUAUUAUGUAUAUAUACAGUGUUGUAACAAUGUGCAAAUAGUUAAAGUACAAAAGGGUAAAUAAAUAAACAUAAAUAUGGGUUAUAUUUACAAUGGUGUUUGUUCUUCACUGGUUGCCCUUUUCUUGUGGCAACAGGUCACAAAUCUUGCUGCUGUGAUGGCACACUGUGGUUUUCACCCAGUAGAUAAGGGAGUUUAUCAAAAUGGGGUUUGUUUUCUAAUCCUUUGUGGAUCUCUGUAAUCUGAGGGAAAUAUGUGUCUCUAAUAUGGUCAUACAUUUGGACGUGCAGCUCAGUUUCCACCUCAUUUUGUGGGCAGUGUGCACAUAGCCUGUCUUCUCUUGAGAGCCAGGUCUGCCUACGGCGGCCUUUCUCAAUAGCAAUGCUCACUGAGUCUGUACAUAGUCAAAGCUUUCCUUAAAUUUGGGUCAGUCACACUGGUCAGGUAUUCUGCCACUGUGUACUCUCUGUUUAGAGACAAAUAGCAUUCUAGUUUGCUCUGUUGUUUUGUUAAUUAUUUCCAAUGUGUGAAGUAAUUCUCUUUUUGUUUUCUCAUGAUUUGGUUGGGUCUAAUUGUGUUGUUGUUGUUGUCCUGGGGCUCUGUGGGGUCUGUUUGUGUUUGUGAACAGAGCCCCAGGACCAGCUUAUUUAGGGGACUCUUAUCCAAGUUCAUCUCUCUGUAGGUGAUGGCUUUGUUAUGGAAGGUUUGGGAAUCGCUUCCUUUUAAGUGGUUAUAGAAUUUAACGGCUCUUUUCUGGAUUUUGAUCAUUAGCGGUUAUCGGCCUAAUUCUGAUCUGCAUGCAUUAGUUGGUGUUUUUCGUUGUACACAGAGGAUAUUUUUGCAAAAUUCGCAUGCAGAGUCUCAAUUUGGUGUUUGUCCCAUUUGUGAAUCUUGGUUGGUGGCGAACACCAGACCUCACAGACCAAAAGGGCAAGGGGUCUCUGUCACUCUCUCGCAGAUCGCGCUGCUGAAGAGGAACCGAGCGGGAGGAGCGAGCGGGCGGAAGAGCGAGAGAGCGCGAAGCGCGAGCGAGCGAGAGCGAGACGCGAGAGCGCAAGACGCGAGCGAGCAGAGAGCAGAGGAGCCUCGCGCGGCAAGGCGCGAGCGCGCGAGGCGAGAGAAUCGACGAGAGCCGAGAGAGCAGAGUAGGGCAGCAGGCAGAGCGAAGCGCGAGAAAAGCGCAAACGGAUGGCGAGCCCUCUCAUAGUCCUAUCUCUCCUCUCUCACUCUCUCCUCUCUCUCCCUCUCUCUCUCUCUCACCCUCACUCACACUCUCUCUCGCUCUCUCCUCGCUCUCUCUCUCACUCUCUCUCUCACUCUUUUAUGUUGACUGUAAUGGGGGGAGGUUUUAAGUCAAUGAGGAUUUUGUAUUCUGUCAGAAAUAAUCUCUUUGUCCUGAAUGACCAAUCCAGGUCCACUCCUCUCCCUGAUCCCAUAUUCCCAUACACUGACUCAGCUUAUCUCUCUACAGCAUGUGGGCUGUGAUAACCAGAUAGCGUCAGACAUGCAGGAGGACAAGUGUGGGAUCUGUGGUGGAGACAACUCCAGCUGUAAGAUCAUCAAGGGGAACUUCACUAGGAGCGCUAAAAAGGAAGGUGAGCCCUUCCUCAACUUCUUCUACCCUCACUUCCAGUAACAUGACACCUACCCCCAACACACACAUACACAUUUACAAUCUCAGAUAUGAGACAUUGUGUCAACAUCCACAGGGAUGCUUUUCUCAGUAUCUGAAGCUGUUUUAAUACCAAGACGAGACUGUUGUUCAUCUAUUGUAUUUUGUUUGUGAUUUGUUUCAGGUUUCCUCAAGAUACUUGAAAUCCCUCGAGGGGCCAGACAUCUGUUGAUUCAGGAGUUCAAGGCGACCCCUCACAUCCUUGGUAGGUUUAUUUAUGUUGCUUCUGUGAAUAUCAGAGUGGCUCGUUAAUAUCCAGGAUGUUGGCCUCUAUAAAUCAGUAGUCUGUGGCUUGGUUAAGGAAGUUUGUUAUUAAUUGCUGUUUCAGUCAAGUUUUGGCUGCGUUGGGUUUGAGAGUACAGAAUACUUUAGUCGGCUGCCCAUAGUGCAUCUGGACUGCUGGGAAGAGAUCCAGUGCGGAUACUCAUUUAUACUGGCUCAAGAAUCUAAUUUCAUCUUUAACUUUUUAAUCAUGGAGAAAAUUAAGAAAUAAUUUAAGAACAUUUCCAAUAACCUUUUUGAGGAAUACCAACUUUAACUUUCUUCUUGAUUAGGUUGAGUCAAUUCAGGCCCUGGUGCUCAUUAUCAUAAUCCUGCCAAAUGUCUCUGGUUUGUCCCUGCCAUGAUGACGAAGCUGAGAAAAUCCGAGCUCAGCCAAAUCAGUACAUGCUGUUCUCCUUGUUGUACAUGCCUCAGCGGUGAAGAACCAGGCCACAGGUCAUCUGUUCCUGAACGAUGAGGACGAUUUCCCAGAGUCCCGUACGGUGAUAGAGAAGGGGGUGGAGUGGGAGUACCACAACGAUGACGACAUGGAGACCGUCCAGACCACAGGACCUCUCAGAUACACUGUUCUGGUCAUGGUGAGUCAUUUCUUUACACUCAGGUCCCUGGCCAGUACAAAUGACUGAGAUGACCUGUAUUGAUGUGCACAUGUGUAGCGAACAUGAGUCAGGCUCAUGGUCUCGGGAUGAGGUAGACAUUCCUGCGACUUCAAAAUAAGUGUCACCAUCAACCCAAGAGGAAAUGUCCUCAUCGUCUAACGGUCAAGAUGUAGGUGUCCUGGGUUUAGAUCCCGCCCAUUACAUUAUGCCACAGAGUAAUGUUUUUGGUAUCAUGGUUUAGUCUUUAUCCACUUAAAGUUAAAAACCACCCCACCAACAGAAAUAUAGCAGUAGCUUCAGGAAAUAAUUCAACCUGAAAUGUUCUCUGUGUAAUGAGUAUUCACUAUCCAGCCAUAUUGUUGGCUAAAACCUCAGCGCAUCUGUUUGCCUCAUGAAGAGUUAGUUACAGAAAAUCCACAGUAGUUACAGAAAAUGGACCAAUAUCAAAUCAAAUCAAAUCAAAUUGUAUUGGCCACAUGCGCCGAAUACAACAGGUGCAGACAUUACAGUGAAAUGCUUACUUACAGCCCUUAACCAACAGUGCAUUUAUUUUUAAUAAAAAAGUAAAAAUAAAACAACAACAAAAAAAGUGUUGAGAAAAAAAGAGCAGAAGUAAAAUAAAAUAACAGUAGGGAGGCUAUAUAUACAGGGGGGGGUACCGGUGCAUAUCAUUGUUGCUGUAAUGUUUGCCACAUCUCAAGUUGCUCUACAACUUACUAUUAGUCGUUAAUGGCUGUUGUGUUGUGUUCAACACUGAUUGGUUAGUGUAGCGUCCAUGAUUCGGCUCAUCGAUCGUCUGUUUUGUUCGGAUGUUGAUGUCAGCAAUCACUAGGUGAUUUGGUUGUUCUUUUUCAAUUGUAUCAGAGUUCAGCUGUGAACAAGUGUAUCGUUUUGGAAUUUACAUUAUCUUUUCCAUCCCACAGAUCCGUUCCCACGGUGACUCCAAAGUUACUCUCUCCUACAAGUACUUUCUCCACGAAGAGCUGCAGUCGUCCAUAGAAAGUAACCUGGUGCAGGAGGACACAGCCUACUUUGAGUGGGCUCUGAAGAAGUGGUCUCACUGCUCGAGGCCCUGUGGAGGUAACAACAUAACCUCCUCCUGUCUUCAACUGCCAAAUAACCUUGGAUGUUGACCAACGUUGUUGGUGCUUCUGCCUCUGCAUUGCUUGCUUAAAGAGGUUUUAGGAUGGUUAUCUGUAAAGCACUUUGUGAAAACUGUUGAUGUAAAAAGGGCUUUAUAAAAUACAUUUGAUUGAUUGAUUGAUUUGUUGUUGUGAGUGGUAGUGUGUACACUCUGUGCCCUCUCUAGGUAAGCAGUACACAAGGUUUGGCUGCAGGAGAAAGUCAGAUGGGAAGAUGGUCCACCGCACCCUCUGUGUGAACAUCGACAAGCCCCGAGCUAUCAGCAGGGACUGCAGCCAGAAAGAGUGCUCCCAGCCAGUGUAUGUGAAUGCAUUAGUGUGUGUGUGUGCGUCUGUGUGUGUGUGUGUGUGUGUCUGUGUCUGUGUCUGUGUCUGUGUGUGGGCCGUGCGCUGUGAAUGUUCUAUGUAACUAUUGUAUUACCAAUUCUGUAAAUAAGCUAUUAAUAUUCCUGUUGUGUCUCAGUAAGUCAUUCUGUUCCCACUCCUCCUGUACGGUGAUGUGUGUGUGUGUGUGUCUGCUCUAAUCUCCAGUUGGAUCACUGGGGACUGGGAGGAGUGUAGUUCAUCCUGUGGGAAGACUGGCUACCAGACCCGCUCUGUCUUCUGUCUGCAGCCCCUCUCCGGCGGUGGCCAACGUACCAUCCACAGCAAGUACUGUAAUGAUGACAGGCCAGUGGGAAGACGACCCUGCAACCGCCAGCUGUGCUCUGCCAAGUGGGGUGCAGGACCCUGGUCCCAGGUGAGUAUGUGUUGAAAGCCACGUGAAUAUUUCUCCACUAUUACUGACAGCAUUCCUAUGCAAACACUUGUUUCCAUGGAAUCUUGAACUCAGAGGUGUGUGUGUGUGUGUGUGCGUGUGUGCGUGCAUGCGUGUGUAUUUUUUAGUGUUCGGUGACGUGUGGCAACGGGACCCAGGAGCGCCAGGCUCUGUGCAACACUUCUGAUAACUCAGUGGGACUCUGCAUGGAGGCCAAACCCAUCACACUCAGAACCUGCCAGCUAGUCCCCUGCACAGGUGACUGUCCAAUCAGAAGGCUUAACUUAUUGAACACAAGUACUGAAACAAUUUAUUACUGAAACAAUAUUAAUAGAUUUUCACAUCAUCAUAUUCUGUUUGUUUUGUUCUCAGGUGACGGAAGAAACUUUUUGAUCCAGUGGCUGUCGCGGGCCAACCCAGAGUUCCCUGCUCCCAAGAUCUCCUCAAGUAAACAUCCCCUCUAUAGCUCGGAGCGAGGAGUCCGCUGCAUGCCUCUGCUCACCUGGACUUUACCCUUCUCUCUCUGCCUCUCUCUGCGGGGCAGAAUGCCCUGACAUUGUCUCUCUUCUCUUCUCCUCUUCUCCUCUACACUGGAGGAUGGCUCCUGCCUGCCUGUCUGUGGCUUCUCUGUCUGGCUGAGAAAGGGAGACUUCCUGUGCUGUGGUCUCUGUUUCUCUGGCUCUUUCUCUCACACGCACAGCACACGCUCUCUCCUUCAGGGGUCUGACUGUGCUGUAGGCUGCAAAGCUGGCCUUGAAAUCCUCACUGAAGAGAGAAAUGGAAGUUCCAUCUCUGAUAAGGCUCUAUUAAGUCCUGCCUGUGAGACUAUAAUCGUGGCCUAGCCUCUGUAUAUGGAGUUGCUCACUGGUUACGUGUUAUUGGGUUUGAAUCUGGGAAACUCAACGGAAGUGAAUAUGGAGAUACGCAGUGGAUUUGAUAACAAGAAGCUGGGGAGUUGUUUUGGGAGAGACAUUUCUUCCAUGACUGUUAACACAAAGGUGAAGCUGACUCCGUAACUGGUGUCUGAGGGGCGUUGAGAACGGAGCAGAAGACACAACUCCAUUGUUCGCUGUAACAUGGACAAUAACGUUGUAUUGUUAUACAGUAUGCAUACACAAUGAUCAACGUAAAUAGUUCCACAGAAAUAAGGUGUGAGUUACUCUGCCUCUCUAUUACUGGCUGUUACCGUAUGUGUAUUUGUAUCAAUUCUACCUAAAUAUUUAAAGUGAAACAUCUAAUGAGCAUUAAAUAAUAUGGAAAUUAAUAUAAGUAAGCAGAGCAGAAUGUUUACGCGGAGGUGAGUAUGGUUUAUUCUCACGUUCACUGUGAAUUUUACUGUCAAUACAUUUUGUGCGGUAGACAGAGGACACUAAAAUGUAUCCUUAUUUAUCUAAAUAUGCUUGUGUGUUUGUGUAACAUUGUAAGGCGUUAGUUAGUCAAAAAUACCUAGUUAGCUCUGAUACCUCAUGCCGUAAUUUUGUCAUAAACAUCUGGAAAUAGCUUUGUCUUAUAUUAGGCUGUAGGGAGAAAUUAAGAAAUAAUGUCUUUUUUUCUUGUGAUAAGGAACAGGAGAAGCUUCCUGAGGAAGAAAAAAUUACUUGAUGUUUACAACCACAUGGAUUCACAGCACCUUCAUGGACAAAACAGAGAUCGUCAUUUAUGGUCAUUGUAUCAUGAUUGUGGCAAUGUAGCAAGCUAAAUUCUGGCAGCUGUGGGGAAAACAAUGUGUCAACAAGAUUUAAACGGCGACUUGAGAGUAUUUACAAUAUAUAAAAUCAUUUUGCCUGUAUUCAGUAGCAUUUAUGACUUUAAGUUUCUCAACUUGGUGACAACAAUGAAUUGUGUGCUUUCAUCAGCCAACUUGUAGCUAAGGCCUGGAAAUAUGUGUUCCUUACUAUAUAUUGGCCAAAAAUGAUUUUUUAUUAGAGGGACUGGGUUAAGAGUUUUUAAGCAUAUCAUGAGACACUAAAUGUGCUGUUCCUUUUACACAAACAGGACAUAUUUAUUGUUUCACUUGAUCACCAGUGUGUACAGUAUAUCAGUUAUUGUUCAUCUGUUUUGGCUUACCAGUGUUAUGCAGAUCUUAACCAAACUGUUGACCAAACUGUCAACUGUCUCUACUGAAUAGACAGCUUUCACAUAUAUGACAGGGAGAGUGUAUCAUGUGACUUUGGUGUCUCAUUCCUUCCAGCAGUAAAGCUCAAACCCAACAAAUAAAACGGUCAACUUUUUGCCUGACAGAUUAUACAGCUAUCUUACCCUUGACAUCUUUACAUCUGAUUCAGCAUCUUUGCCUUUUCUGCUUUCUCAGUCACUGUAGGCUUUCCUGUGAAUCCCUCGCUGUUCCUUUCUUUGGGAUAGUUUUCUGGUUGAGGUUGUGUUGUGUUUCUGAGAUGUGUGCUGCUUUGUGUUUCAGGGCUGUGUAAGGGAGAUAGGUCAGUAUUCUGUCGUAUGGAGAUUCUCAGCAUGUACUGCUCCAACCCUGGGUACAGACAGAUGUGCUGCAAGUCCUGCAGCGAGGUAAACUUCACCACUACGGGCCAGACCUUCACCAGUAGGGGCCAGACCUUCUCCAGUACUGGCCAGACCUUCACCAGUACGGGCCAGACCUUCACCAGUACGGGCCAGACCACCACUACGGGCCAGACCUUCACCACUGGGCCCUGGAGGUACACCACACUACCUGGUCCAACCCUCACCAACGGCUCCUGCUCAACAACCCCCACAACAACCCACACACCCAAACCCUCCACUGAGCUUUAUACCACUGACUUUGCUUAUGUCGACUACGACGAUUAUGAGGAGUAUACAACCAAAACCAACGAGCACAGCACAGCGAAUAAAAUAUAGUCCUACCACCACCCCUGUAUUAACCACCAGAAGCCCCAGAAGAACAACCACCCCUUCGGUUACCUCCAGGAGUCUUACAUCUCUCCCUACCACCAAUGAGGAGACUACAGAUCCCAGCACCACCGUCACCACCACUCAACCCACCACAGAACCCACCACAGAACCCACCACAGUCCCCACCAGUCAGGGCCCAUCGACUCUCAGAACUACAAAUGUCCCCAAGUCCACCACAGUUUGGGUUGAUGUUAUUAAGGGGAAGUCCUGGACAACCCUGGCUCCAUCCACUUCCAGACCUAAAGUAGACAAGAGAUGGAAAACCAUCCCAACACAGCGUAGGGUCAGUGUGAUACGCGUGCCCUCCACCAUACCCCCCCACAGGACAGAGGACAAGAGAGAGAACAACUGGCUGGAGGUGCCGUACAAGAUCGUUGGUGUAGACAAUGAUGUCUCUCAAAACUACUUUGUUCCUAGAAGACGGCCUCCAUUCCGAGAAAUGACACGGAACAAAAGAAUACAAGAGCUCCUAGCUGAGAAAAGGAGGCAAGACUUACUCCUCAAACAAGCACCAGGAUCU
Messenger RNA from Coregonus sp. 'balchen', 28654 nucleotides. The record is from the annotation of a GenBank genome assembly. Lineage: Eukaryota; Metazoa; Chordata; Actinopteri; Salmoniformes; Salmonidae.